AUGGGAUAUAAUCAGCACUGCUGGAUAACCCAUUUCUACGUUGAGGGUAUCCGGUUCCACUGGUUAAUGACCCAUGUGAACAAAAACGGGUGCCAGGAAGCGAUCAGAAGCUUUAUCGCUUUCGCUAUUCGCUGGCUAAAUUUGCCGAUUAAGGUGUUCCACUCUGAUAACGAGAGAUCAGUUGAUGAGAGUAUUCUACUGCUAAUUAAGCAGCUGGGGUGUGUUCACACGUUUACAGUCCCGUAUACGCCUGAGAUGAACGGUCCGGGUGAGCGUGCUGGAGGUGUGAUUAUCUUUAGAGCGAGAGCGCUUCUAAAGGAAGGAAAACUACCCGAUAAACUAUGGCCAGAAGCGGUAAAAGCGGCAGUAUACCUGCUGAACCGUACGCCUACGAGAUUGGAAGAUGGGACUUGGAUAGUUCCAUGGGAUGAAGCACGGCGCUUUAUUGGGUUCAACCAGGGUACCGAGGGUACUCCUGUCAAUACUCCCACAAAGACGUCGCUUGCGAAUAUCAAAUUGUAUGGAUCACUUGCAUACUGCAGGAUCCCCAAUAUCCCGAAACUUGACAAAAUGAAGUCACGAGCUGAGAUAGGAUAUCUCGUUGGCUACGUGGCCUCGAAUAUCUGGCAAAUCUGGAUACCGCACCGUGGUCAGGUCAGGAUGGUCCGAGACGCAGUUUUUGAUGAAAACCGACGUUUUUCGGCAGAGAACCAUGACCCGGAUGAAGGGGUGAAGCUACCAGUUCCAGAGGACUAUCCUCCCACAAUCAUGGAGGAAGGACUAGAGGUCGACUGUAUUCGACAGGGUCUCGACGAACAGACUGCUCGUACGAGUAUUCCCGAGAGUACCCCAGAAGGGAGCUCUCCGGGACGGUCCUAUAGAGCAAGAGAUGCGGAUGAUGUAGACGUCAUACAGGAUCAAGAAUCUGGAGGAUCUAGAGAACCACAGGAGACGACAAUACCACACUCGGGACAAGAUCAAGUUUUUGUGCACAAAACCCCAAUUGAUCAUACCCCACCACCGGAUUAUCCAGUUAGAAGCAAUUCUGCGGAAACUACCACUGAUCAAGGGGUGAGGGAUGAUCCUGAGCGUCUCGCUCAGGACCAUAAUCAAAUAGAUCAGACGCCUGUUUCGCCAGUAUCACUACGGGAACCGAGCCCGGAGGAUCAACUCCAGGACCAAUUACAGCUAUCCCUACAGGAGAGCGUUGAGCAAGAGGAUCGUACGACAUCGGCCAAGAACGACUUGGCAGGGUCAUUGCCUAAGGAUCAAGAUCGCGAUUGUGCAGCUGUGGAUACCAGCAAUAUCAUCCAGGGACCGAGGGUGCGAAUAUCGAGACGAGACCGAGACUACGCCUAUAACACCAUGUUUAUCGAUGACGACAACGGCGACGAUACCACAACAACCACUUUACAAGCGUUUGCUACCGGUCUUCUAGCACCAAAACCGUCGCUACGGCAGCAUCGAGAUGACCUACCACCUCCACCACAACGAUUCCGAGACGUCUGGAAACACCCAUUGAGCGAAGGUUUUAGCCGAGCUAUGAGGGUUGAACUAGACGGACUACAGGCCAAAGAGACGUACAAAGUCGUGGAAAGGCCAAAGGAUCGUGGGAUACAAGUACUGCCCCUCAUGUGGGUAUAUGCUUAUAAAUUUGAUCAAGAUGGGUUCUUGAUUAAGUGCAAAGCCAGGAUCUGCGUACGUGGGGAUCUCCAGACGAUCUCAGACGCAGACAAGCGAGCUGCCACACUGGCAGCCAGAACUGCCCGUAUGCUAUUUGCCCUGAGCGCAGCGUACGACUUAGAUAUCCGACAGCGAGAUGCGGUAAACGCUUUCCUAAACAGCAAGCUCCUAACAGAAGUAUACACUCUGAUGCCCGAGGGUUUUAUGACUCAGGGCAAGUGCUGGAAGCUGCUACGGGCGCUGUACGGACUGAGAAUUGCUCCACGACUUUGGCAGCGAGACGCAGCGCGUGUACUGAGAGAGCUUGGUUUACAACAGGUUGCCGAGGAUCCGUGUGUUUUUGUUGGGGAUGGGAUUAUCGUAUUCUUCUACGUCGAUGAUAUCCUAAUCGCCGGCCACCACACUGCCCGCGAGCGUGCUCAGCAGCUAGAACGGGAACUCGAGAAGAAUUGGCAGCUGACUGACCAAGGGGACGCUGAGUGGUUUCUAGGGAUCAGAAUCCUACGAAAUCGCAAAGAGAGAAAGCUCUGGCUAGUGCAGGACAGCUAUUUUGCCAGUGUUGCUGAGCGGUUUAACCUGGCUCACCGAGCUCCGGUCUGGACUCCGGGAACCACGGAGAUCCUAGAGCCAUACGACGAGCAAGCUACAGCCGAAAGCAUCCACCAAUAUCAGCAGCGAGUGGGCUCAGUUCAAUAUGGUACCACGAUUACCCGCGCGGACGCAGCAAAGCGAGCGUCUAUCUGCGCACAGUUCCUGACCAACCCUGGUCCGAAGCACCACCAAGCAAUUGAGCGCUUAAUCUGCUACCUCUAUACCACACGGUUCUGGGCUAUACAAUACGGUCCAGUUGACAACGACAGCGAAGUGGUGAAGUUCUCAUCAGAUGCUUCGUAUGGGGAUAUGGGUGACCGGACUAGCUCCGCAGGAUAUAUUUGCCAGUUCUUCGGUGGACCGGUGGACUGGAGGGCAACCAAGCAGAAGACCGUGACCACGUCGACGACGGAGGCUGAGUUAUUAGGCCUAUCAGACGCAGGAAGGUCACUACAGUGGUGGGAUCGUCUAUUUGGAAGGAUUGGUUUCAAAUAUCCGGAGGGUCUCACAAUCGAGUGUGACAACCGCCGUACGGUGGACUUGAUCAACGCAGAGGAUACCCCCUUCGAUACCAAGCUCAGGCACGUUGAUAUUCACGGGCACUGGCUGAGACAAGAAGUCAAGGAAGGCAGGGUGCGGAUCAAGUGGGUACCAACCGCGCAGAUGCUCGCGGACGGACUCACCAAGAUGCUGCCGAGGCAGAAGCAUGAAGCUUUUGUCAGGAUGCUGGGAUUGACGGACGUGCGUCAUCUCAUUGAGGAAGAAAAAUAA
Messenger RNA from Penicillium odoratum, 3045 nucleotides. RefSeq lists its product as uncharacterized. Gene Ontology annotation, biological process: DNA integration. The coding region runs from base 1 to 3045 and encodes 1014 amino acids. Gene Ontology annotation, molecular function: nucleic acid binding. NCBI's taxonomy places the organism in Eukaryota, Fungi, Ascomycota, Eurotiomycetes, Eurotiales, Aspergillaceae. The transcript has a single exon. The record is from RefSeq and is a predicted model, not a curated record.